UGAGCCAUCGCCAGGCUUGGGCGAACUACUGGAAUAAAGUGUUUGUCUUAUCUGCGGAGUUUACAACAGCAACAGCGAUCGCGUUGUCGAUGUGCUCAGCAACAGAUCUGCCGUCUCCAAAUCCAAUGCCGCGCAAAGUCUGCACUGCGGUGGGCCAUGACUCUUGAACUGCGAACAAGACAACGCACACACCACUCUCAAUAAUCGAUUGGGUAUGAUGGACAUGAUGCCGCUGCACAUGCGUUGACAUGCACACGCGUGAGAGAGACCAUGAGGACGACGGUAUGUAUAUACCAAAGGGUUGAGCGAGUUCAUCUCGCUUCUUGUUGCCGCCGUCGUCGGCGGCGCGCAAGCAACUUUUCAUCGGAUGCUUGAGGCCACACCCACGAUUGGAUGGUCCACAUCACAGUGGCCCCCAUCCCAAACCCAACCAACGCCAACAGCGGCCAGCUCCGAGCCGAAGUCGGGGUUGGAGAGGCAUGGAGAAUGUUGGGGAGGUCUUCGUGGGUGGUGCGACCGAGGCCGAGACAGUCGACAGCGCGAUCAAAGGCAGGAUGCACAGCAAUUUGAGUAGCGGCAUGGUCGUUGCAUUGGGUGUUUACGACAGCGACACCACUCGGAGUUGGUUUCCACGCGGCGGAUGAAAAAACAGCUUUGCACCAAGGAGGGGACGGCGAUGCGGCGACACACGAAUUUGUAUAGUACCGGCGAACGCGGGUGCACCACGUGUCCAUUGCGUCGCUCGAACGAGUGUCAAGACGCUGGGUGCAGUGCGGGACCCAUUUUUGCAUGACUUCGUCAAUAGGCAGAGUCCCCAAGGGCGGGACGGUGUCUGCCGAAGCAGGCACCAAAGGGGGCGGGCGGGCGAGAAGGUUGUCGGUGUCGUUGCCGUGGGCGGCAAACGUUUUCUCAAACACAAGCGCUGCGGCAUCUCCCCGACGAGUCGGUUUCCCAGCAGCGUCGUCGGCGAUGAUCGAGCUGUAACUUUUGCAGCAGCUCACCGUCAUAAACCACUCGGUCCAUUCGGCAUCGCACGUUGCCUCGUCUGUCCAUGACACACUUUUGCAAAACGGGCUGCUCCCCGCCAUCGAUUCCAAAUGCAACGUGGACGCGGUGUCGGUCGAGCCAUGGCGGAUGACAUGGUACCCCGAAUAGGCAAAGCACUUGUCGCCGGCGUUUUUGACACUACGAUGAUGAUGCUGGCCCCAGUCACACAACGCAGCAGAUUUUGCAUGCCCCCCCAGCUCUGGACACGAUGGAUACGCAGCUCGCGUUGUGGGCAGCGACAGCACAUCGUCCGGUGAUCCCAGCGUCGUGCAAGGCGGUGUGGUGCCAUCGCUGUAGCACUCGACACGCCCCAACUCGGCAUUCCACCGCAGCGCGACCCCCUCGGGGGAACGUGCCCAUGCCACCGCCUCGUCGUCCUUCUCCCGUUUGUACGCCGCCUCGGUGUCGAGAAAGUAUUGUGCGCAUUGAGCCUCCAUCGAACGAGGACCUUCAUGCUCCGUGUGCCGGAAAUUCGGGGCGGCAAACCCUUCGCCCUUCCAUGAUGGAUCCAACACUGGCAAGUGGAAUGCCACCGCGUCGACGUCUGUGCCAUGAACAGGGUCAAUGACCAUGGAUGGGGUCGGAUACGAGCACACGUCAACGCGCUUCUUGUGCCAUGUCCUGUCGACUGUCGACACAAGCGCGCCAGCGUCGCGAAGGGGCGAAUGGGGCAUGGCUUUCGGCGAGACCGCGGGCGCUCGCGACAAUUGGAGGGGCCAUGACCCGUGGUCGGCCAAAAGUUCCACCAGUCGAUCGAACGUCGAGGUGGCAUGCGACAUGCUUGGGACCACGGAUGAUUCGGUCGCGUGGUUCGACGUAGCACAUGCAGUCGCUGCGUCGGCGACCACUUUUUGUUGGAAGGACGAGACGAUGCAAGUGGCAUGUAGCAUCACACUCGACAUCGCUUUCGUGGCUUGUGUCCAAGUCCACGUGUCGUCGUCCGAGUUGUCGAGAGUUUGGUGGUACACCAAGAGCGCGUCGGCUGCAGCUUGCGCUUGGCAUUCAGCCAAAGCAAGACCACUGAGGCAUUGCGCGCCGACAAAGUGGGCGACGCAGGAUUGAAUGGCAGGUGGCCGAACGACGUGCACGCGCGAGGGCGGCGAUAGAAUGCACCGAACGAGGGCAAACUGUGCGUCGCAAGCAGCCACCGUCGCAAGCGGCUCUGUUGCCCCGGGCAUCGGCGCCAAGCUGAAAACACCAAUGCCGCUCGUGGCAUCGUCUUGAAUGAUCGCGUGGCAUGCGAGGGCAAUCGACACUUGUUCGAC
This is a messenger RNA of Aphanomyces invadans, 2312 nucleotides long. RefSeq lists its product as hypothetical. The transcript has a single exon. The record is from RefSeq and is a predicted model, not a curated record. NCBI's taxonomy places the organism in Eukaryota, Oomycota, Saprolegniomycetes, Saprolegniales, Verrucalvaceae. The coding region runs from base 1612 to 2109 and encodes 165 amino acids.